AUGCAGAAUAUCAAGCUUGUGGUGGUGGGAGACGAUGGGGUGGGGAAGACCAAUCUGCUCCUCACGUACACGCAGAACAGGUACACGGGCAACACGGGCUACACGCCGUUGGUGAUGGACAACUAUGGCGGGACAAAUGUGAUGUUCGGCUCGACGCCUGUCUCGCUCUCGAUGUGGGACACAACAGGCUGCGAGGACUACGAUCGCCUGCGUCCGCUCUCGUAUCCGUAUACAGAUGUCUUUCUCGUCUGCUACUCUGUGGCGUCACGGACAUCGUUUGAGCACGUCGCCUCCCGGUUCGCUCCCGAGAUCACCCACCACUGCGGCGAUGCUCCCAGGAUCCUCGUCGCGCUCAAGGCCGACAUACCCGAAGACGAUCGGACAGUCACAUACAAGGACGGCCAAGAGCUUGCCGAUGCCAUCGGCGCCGCUGCCUUUGUCGAAGUCUCGUCACUCCUCCACCUCGGCACUGAUUCCGAGACCGACUCGGAUCUCCGCACAACUGUUCCGGCCGUCUUUCAGCUCGCCAUCAAGACAGCGCUCGAGAACUGUAGCUCGACAUCAGGCACGCCGCGAUCCAAGCACAAGUGCUUGAUCAUGUAAACCCAAGCAGUAUUUG
Molecule: messenger RNA, 619 nt
Organism: Thecamonas trahens ATCC 50062
Lineage: Eukaryota; Apusomonadida; Apusomonadidae
Product: Rac1 GTP binding protein
Exons: 1
Coding region: 1-603 (200 amino acids)
Biological process (GO): small GTPase-mediated signal transduction
Molecular function (GO): GTP binding; GTPase activity
Source: RefSeq, a predicted model, not a curated record